Amphimedon queenslandica is the source of this 1328-nucleotide messenger RNA. RefSeq names its product cytochrome c oxidase assembly protein COX15 homolog. Lineage: Eukaryota; Metazoa; Porifera; Demospongiae; Haplosclerida; Niphatidae. The coding region runs from base 27 to 1274 and encodes 415 amino acids. Gene Ontology annotation, molecular function: oxidoreductase activity, acting on NAD(P)H, heme protein as acceptor. The record is from RefSeq and is a predicted model, not a curated record. The transcript is spliced from 9 exons. Gene Ontology annotation, cellular component: mitochondrial inner membrane. Gene Ontology annotation, biological process: heme A biosynthetic process.
UUGAGCCCCACCCACGUGAUGCAACAAUGUCUAACAGCAUGGUGGUGGUAUUGCUCAGAUUUCCAGUUGGGAAGAUGCUUUCAUCAAUAAGGCAUACUGGCACCAGGGGAUUAUUUAAAACCUCCCAAUCACCUGGUUUGACCUCCAGUUCAUUAAGACAGUGUCUAACCAGAAGCUUUGCUAGUGACACACUAAGCAAUGGUACUAGGGAACUAAAGAGAACUGAUCGUAUUGUUGGAUACUGGUUGGGUGGGUGCUGUGUCAUGGUCAUUGGAUCUGUCAUCAUAGGGGGCCUAACAAGACUGACAGAGUCUGGUCUGAGUAUGACCAGAUGGCACAUUAUAAAAGGAAUGAAGCCACCACGAGGAGAAAAGGAAUGGAACGAAGAAUUUGAGAGAUACAAGCAGUUUCCAGAAUAUGAAUAUGUUCAUAAAGAUAUCACUCUUGCUGAUUUUAAAAGGAUAUUCUACAUGGAGUAUAUUCACAGAAUGUGGGGACGGGCUAUUGGUCUUACCUUUGCUCUUCCGGCAGGUUUCUUUCUCCUUAAGAAGUGGGUGCCCAAACACGUUAAACCCCGUCUUGGAUUUUAUGCUGGUGUUAUCCUAUUCCAAGGAUUGCUGGGUUGGUAUAUGGUGAAGAGUGGUCUAGAGUCUAAGCCCAAGUCACCCGGUGAUGUACCACGUGUCAGUCAGUAUCGUUUAGCAGCUCAUCUUGGCACUGCCAUCUUCCUCUAUUCAUCAAUGCUCUACACUACACUGGGGCUUUUACUACCAAUUCAGAAACAGAAUGGCACUCCUGCUCAGUUGGGUAGACUAAGAGGUCUAGUUCAUGGAGCAGUUGCUAUGACCUUCUUUACAGCUCUAUCAGGUGCUUUUGUAGCUGGCCUGGAUGCAGGGUUGGUCUAUAAUUCUUUUCCUAAGAUGGCCGGACAGUGGAUCCCUGAUGAUAUACUUGCUCUGUCUCCUAAAAUUAAAAACUUUUUCGAAAAUCCAACCACAGUUCAAUUUGAUCACAGGAUCUUAGGUACAUCGACUCUUCUCUUUGUUGUUGGUACAUGGGCAAUGGCUAGAGGAGUGGGACUGUCCCCACGUGCUCGUUUGGCUGUUAACUGUAUGGCUGGAAUGGCAUUCAUACAGGUUGGUCUUGGUAUCAGUACAUUGCUCUAUUAUGUUCCAACGUCACUGGCAGCUGCUCAUCAGUCUGGAUCAGUCACUCUACUCUCACUGGCCAUUUGGCUAAUGCACGAGCUGAGAAAGAAAGCUCCAAAACUGUAGAAUGAAUGGUCUUGUUCAAUUUUUUUUAACAAAAAGAGUAUUUUUUCAAUAGUA